Molecule: messenger RNA, 2305 nt
Organism: Penicillium samsonianum
Lineage: Eukaryota; Fungi; Ascomycota; Eurotiomycetes; Eurotiales; Aspergillaceae
Product: Carboxylesterase type B
Exons: 4
Coding region: 40-1779 (579 amino acids)
Source: RefSeq, a predicted model, not a curated record
GAAACUUUGGAGUUCAUUGUACUCCGUAAUUCAUUUCCAAUGCAAAUUAUCGACUGGGCCGGCCUGCUACUGGUCGCAUGUGGGACUGCUGUAGCAGCCGAAUUGCCGAUUGUGGACCUGGGCUAUCAGCGGCACCAAGCCAUCGGCUUCAACUCAACCGGUCGCUAUUACCAAUUCUCCAAUAUCCGCUAUGCCGAACCCCCGUUGGGCCCCUUGCGGUUCGCGCUGCCAGUUCCCCCACGCAAUCGUACCAACGAGGUUGUCAAUGGAAAGGGACUUGGUAAUAUCUGUCCCCAGUCUCAGGCUUGUUGGUUCAAUGUGCAAAGCCAAUUUGUCAGUGCCGUGACCGAGAGGUCUACGUUUAAUUUCACCGCCGCAUAUGACCAGGUCUAUCAACAGGAUGGCUGCACCAAGCCGCGGCCCGUCGCAGACCAGAAUCCACUGGAGUCAGAAGAUUGCCUGUUUCUUGAUGUGUACGUCCCGGAAAAAGUGAUAUCCAAACAACGAGACCGAAAAGCAAAACCGAAUCCUGGUGCGCCCGUGUUGGUCUACUUCCAGGAUGGAGCCUAUGUUUCCGGGUCAAAGUCAGACCAGAAUCCCUCCGGCUUGAUCGCAACUAGUAAGGAAGAUGGGUCCUCCGGUAUAAUCUAUGUUGGAGUCAAUUAUCGAUGCACAUUCGUCUCCUGCUCUUUCAGCGGCUUAUACGGGAAUGGUGUCGACCAGCUGGGCGCAUUUGGAUGGCUGUCAGGUCAGAAGUUUCGGUCGGCAGGGGGAGUACCUAACGCCGGGCUGUAUGAUGAACGGCUGGCACUGGAAUGGGUACAACGGCAUAUCGCGAAGUUCGGUGGUGAUCCCUCGCGCGUCACCGUCAUGGGCGUCUCGGCCGGUGGUGGCUCGAUCACGAUGCAACUGACGGCCUACGGACGCGCCAUUCGCCCCCCGUUCGCCCAAAUUAUUGCGCAGAGCCCGGCCUGGGAACCGGGCACGAAGACACCUGCUAUCGAGGAUGACCUGUUGGAUAGAUUCCUGACAUUGUUGAACGUCAGCAGCGUGGAAGAGGCCCGGCGUCUGCCGUCCCAGGCCUUGCUAGAUGCCAACUAUGAGUUGGUGGCAUCCCGUCCGUAUGGGUCUGGCGUGUUUGGACCAGCUAUUGAUGGUGACUUUGUGCCCGAUAGUCCUAAGCGACUCCUGCUCGAGCGCAAAGUCGAUCCCUCUGUGCGAAUCCUCACCUCGUAUACCGCUAAUGAAGGCUUCAUGUUGGCCCCGGCCAAUGUAACCAGCGACGCCACCUUCAACAGAUAUGUGGAUGUGCUGGUCCAUAGUGCCAAUGCCAGCGUACGCGCUCACGUCGCCCAGGUGCUCUACCCACCCAUUUUUAAUGGCAGCUGGCCCUAUCGCAGUCAACACGAACGGGCGAAUCUACUCUGGUCCGAGCUCUCCACCACCUGCAACACCCGAUAUUUACACAGAGCCGUCGCAACGCCAGGGUAUGCAAUUGAGUACGCUGUGGCGCCCGCGAUGCAUCUCUCGGACACCUCGUCUGUCUUCUACAAUGGACAGGGCUCUGACUCGUCGCUCAAUGCCACCAUCGCGCAACUCAUGCAGCGGCAGAUCGUGCAGUUUGUCAAGACGGGGAAUCCAAAUUCCAAAGGAGAUCCCCAUGUCCCUCUCUACCACGAAAAAGCCCAUGUGCUUUCUCUGGGAGAUGAUGGGGUUCGCGUAAAACUGGCCUUGACCAAUACAGACCGGUGUGCGUACUGGGAACAGGUCGACUUUUGAUGAACUAAGUAGGAGAACGGAACCGUUUUCUUGCUACAGUUAUGCUGGAGCGCAUUUCAGCUCGAAUUAAUGAUGAUUUGUAUCCCUAUCAUAAACACAUGUCUAGUAGAGACCAAUCAUCAUUCAAAUAUGCCAUUGACAAAACCUGGUUACUUUCGCCAGCGUACAUAGUGUUGAGAAUUGCAGGUGAUCCUCACUAAUUACACGGAGUUAAGGGUUGUUUCAACACUAUCCCUAAUUGGUUCUUCCGUAUAGCAGAAGCAGAUCUAGACCAUCACUGGAAUGCAAGCUCAGCGCUCCCGAUGCAGUUUGAUUUCCCUUAUGCGGUUUCUUUUAUAAAUCGCGCCACAUGGAAAGGUUGCAUUCCAAUCUAGCCUGUAUCCAGUCCUUUUCACCGGCGAAUCCGUCACUUGUAUUACAAAUGGGAUUAGUUAAGUCAUCUGUUUCUACAUGUUUCCAUAGAGAAUAAGGGGUUAUGUAUAGGGAUAGAAGGUAAUCCAUGAAUAUAGAAUCAUUUCCACAACCG